AUGGAAGAUACUGCUCAAACUCAAGUAUCUACAAUAUCUCGUCGAAUUAAGAUCAUCUCUAUUAUUAUUCUCAGCUGCACCUAUGUUGUAACUGGAUCGGUUUACGCAGUUAUUGCUCCAUUUUUUCCAACACUUGCCGAGGAAAGGAAUGUUACUAAUUUUGAAAUUGGUAUCAUAUUUGCUGUCUAUCCUUUGGUUAAACUAAUCGUUUCUCCAAUCAUUGGCGCUUUUCUACCCCACAUUGGAGUAAAAUAUGCUCUCUGGGCUGGCAUGAUGAUCGAUGGUGGAUGUACAAUGGCAUUCGGAUUUUUACCCGAAAUUUUGGAUCAUGAUACAUUCGUAGCAUUUUGUAUAGUUGUCAGAGGGAUCGAAGGAAUGGGUGCAGCAGCCUAUCAAACUGCUGGAUUUUCAUUUGCAUCGGCAGUUUUCAAGGAUUCCGUUGCGACUACACUAGGAUUUUUAGAAAUUGCAACAAGCCUAGGAUUUAUGGCUGGCCCUCCAGUUGGAGGCCUACUUUAUAAGGCUGGUGGCUUUAGACUACCAUUUAUCGUUUUAGCAUCUUUGAUGAUAGUUGCCGGUAUUUGUAUCGCUUAUUUCUUACCUUCAGUUUCGCGCAUAGGAGUUGCUCUCCACAUUACCAGUUUUAGUUAUUUAGAUCCAACUUUGUCCAUCCAUAUUGAACCGUUUAAAUUGUCACAUCCACAAGUGGGACUGAUCUUCCUUAUAAUACCGGCCGCAUAUGGAUUAUGUGCUCCGGUUGUUGGAUAUGUAUCAGAUAGAAUAGGUUUUCGAAUAUUUAUUGUGCUCGGAAAUGCUAUUUUGGGAGUUUCGCUAUUAUUUUUGGGACCAGCUCCUUUUAUUCCUGUAAAGCUGACCCUUACACAAACAAUUUUGUCAAAUAUUGGUAUGGGAGCUGGGGUAGCAGUGGCUCUUAUACCCUCGUAUCCUGAUGUUCUGGAAGCUGCAAAGUCUAGUCGUUACUGUAGAGGCAGAGAAGAUUUUGCAACGAAUUCUGUCACGUCUGGACUCUAUAGCGCUUUUAUAUCUCUCGGUCAAAUAAUUGGUCCAAUCGUUGGUGGUACGUUUACGUCAGCAUCAGACGUAGACUUUGACUGGAUUUCUACUAUCAUAGGAUUUAUCGCGUUUGGUCAGAUGGGUUUAGUAAUACUAUUGACGAUAGUUGAGAAAAUGGUAGAUUCAGAAGUUCCUAGCUCUGAAUUUGGCUCAGGAAAAGCUAUAAAUGGAAUCAAAGCAGAUAAAAAUUUAUACAAUACGAAGCCUAAUGAAUCAAGCCCAUUACUAACAUAA
Trichoplax adhaerens is the source of this 1308-nucleotide messenger RNA. RefSeq lists its product as uncharacterized. Gene Ontology annotation, molecular function: transmembrane transporter activity. The transcript has 15 exons. Gene Ontology annotation, biological process: transmembrane transport. NCBI's taxonomy places the organism in Eukaryota, Metazoa, Placozoa, Uniplacotomia, Trichoplacea, Trichoplacidae. The coding region runs from base 1 to 1308 and encodes 435 amino acids. The record is from RefSeq and is a predicted model, not a curated record.